AUGGCCAACGACGAGAUCUUCUCAGGUCCCAUGUCCGAGAGCGUGCCUACUGCCAACAGCUCCUUUGCCCACCGUCGUUCGCGCGCAGACUCGACUACAAGCUUUACCUACUACGACGAUGAGGACGAGGACCGCGAUAUCUCUGAUGAGGAAUGGCUCCAGGAAGAAGCCAUUAUCGAUGAGGAAGCUGAGAUUGAGGAAGGUCGUGCUGAUGCCGAGGACGGCCAUGCCUUUGCCGAGCCUGAGAUGGACCUGGAAUCCAACGAUCGUCCCUCUCUACACAGUCGCAAAUCAUCAGGCUAUUCUCGAUCGUCGGCACGCAGUCCGCUUUUGCGACGUCGACGCUCCUCGGAUACGGACCGAAGCGUUCGAAGUGGUUAUGGCUCAGGCGGACGGAUGAGCCAGAAGAUUUACAUCCAGAACGAGGAUAUGACUAUUGUCGUUGCUGGUUUCAAGACCUCUGUCCUGGGUUACGCCAUCUAUCUCUGCAUCUCCUUCUGCACUCUUGGACUUGGCUUUUUGUUGUUCCGCUGGUUGCCCCGAUGGCGCGUACGAUUGACUGGCUCUCCAACUCCUCUGCAUAAGUGUGACUGGCUGGUUAUUGAGAACCAAUGGAACGAAAUGGUUGUCCAGCAACUAAGCAAACAGAGUUUUGACAUGCCUCUUUCUUCGGUCUUCGGCAUGCCAGGUAAGGGCAAGAUGCGCGAAUUCGAUGAAUAUAACGACCCGAUUCUCGACGAGCUCCGCAUCAUGGACUACCGCUAUAUUCGUUUCUGCUUCCAUCCAUUCAAGGACAAGUUCAUUCUUGGAAACACCUGGCAGGACCCUGCUUGGACAGAUGUGGUUACAAUCCGUGCCGGUAUUGACGGUGAGGAGCAAGAAAACCGCGAGCGUAUUUUCGGCAAGAACAUGAUCGACAUCGAGCAGAAAUCAGUCGGUCAGCUCCUUGUUGACGAAGCUCUGCAUCCGUUUUACAUCUUCCAGAUUGCCAGUCUGGUGCUUUGGUCUGUGGAUGAGUACUACUACUAUGCCGCCUGUAUCUUCAUCAUCUCGAUCGUAAGUAUCGCUUCGACUCUCAUCGAAACUAGAGCAACUAUGGCACGUCUUCGUGAGAUCUCACGCUUCGAGUGCGAUAUCCGCGUUCUUAGAAGCGGUUUUUGGCGCUAUGUCCAGUCCAGCGAUCUGGUCCCCGGAGACGUCUACGAGAUCACGGAUCCUAACCUCACACAGUUCCCCUGUGACAGUCUUCUGCUUUCUGGUGACUGCAUAGUCAACGAGAGUAUGCUUACUGGAGAAUCUGUUCCAGUCUCGAAAGUCCCAACCACCAAUGAAUCACUGGAACUCCUCGAUCUCAGUGCUUCUUCCAUCCACCCUGAGGUCGCAAGGAACUUCUUGUUCAGCGGCACCAAGAUCAUUCGUGCUCGCAGACCUCAAGAAGACAAAAGUGAUGAAGCCGCUGCUCUGGCUCUAGUUGUUCGCACUGGCUUCAACACCACCAAAGGUGCAUUGGUCCGCUCCAUGCUUUUCCCCAAGCCUUCUGGAUUCAAAUUCUACCGAGACUCGUUCCGCUACAUCGCAGUCAUGGCCGGUAUCGCCAUGGUUGGCUUUGUGGCUUCAUUCAUCAAUUUUGUUCGUCUCGGACUCGAGUGGCAUCUCAUUGUCGUCCGAGCUUUGGAUUUGAUAACCAUCGUUGUUCCUCCUGCGCUACCCGCCACUCUGACGAUCGGCACCAAUUUUGCUUUAUCCAGACUGAAGAAGAAGUUCAUCUUCUGCAUCAGUCCUCAAAGAGUAAACGUUGGUGGUAAGCUUGACGUGGUCUGUUUCGACAAGACCGGUACUUUGACUGAGGACGGCCUCGAUGUAUUGGGUACUCGUGUGGUACACCGACCUGCGAACAGAUUCAGCGACAUUCUCACCGAUUCUACUUCACUCUUACCUGGCGCAACCUAUGAGCGUGACCCUACUGUCGACUACAACGCAAACAAGGCAAUCUUGUACACUAUGGCUACGUGCCACUCUUUGCGGAUCGUUGACGACGAGUUCGUUGGUGACCCUCUGGAUCUCAAGAUGUUCCAGUUCACUGGCUGGCAAUACGAAGAGGGAUCUGAACGACCUGGUGCGACUGACGAGGAUGAGCAAAAUUCCCUGUCGCCAUCUGUAGCCCGUCCCCCACCUGGCAUGGAACUUGAUCUCGAUGAAGAUGAAAACUCUCCCAACAACAAGCGAGCAAUCGAACUCGGAGUGCUGAAAUCUUUCGAGUUUGUCUCUCAGCUGAGACGUGCAAGUGUUAUUGUACGUCAGUUCGGAGACCCCAGCGGCAAUGUUUACGUCAAGGGUGCUCCUGAGUGUAUGAAGGAAAUCUGCCGUCCUGACAGUUUCCCGCCAGACUACGAAGAGCUGCUUAGCUACUACACUCACCGUGGUUUCCGUGUCAUUGCUUGCGCAACUAAACACAUCUUUAAACUCAACUGGUUGAAGGUCCAAAAGAUGAAGCGCGAAGAGGCCGAGUCUAAUCUUGAGUUUGUCGGAUUCAUCAUUUUCGAGAACAAGCUCAAGCCCACUACAACUGGUAUCAUCGAGGAGCUUCGCGAUGCAAACAUCCGUACCGUUAUGUGCACAGGAGACAAUAUUUUGACUGCUAUCAGUGUCGCUAGAGAGUGCAAUUUGAUCGAUAGAUCUGCUCAUUGUUUCGUCCCUCACUUCGUUGAGGGUGAUUCACGUACAGCGCUUUCCCGUCUGAGCUGGGAAAGCGUGGACAACCCAGCAUAUCAACUAGACGACAACACCCUCAAACCUUUGCCUCCGCCUGCCGAACACGACUCUUCUUUGCCAUACGACGUCUCAAACUUGCGCAAUUACUCCAUCGCAGUCAGUGGUGAUGUUUUCCGCUGGCUUGUUGACUUUGCAUCACCAAAGGUUCUUCGUGAGAUGCUAGUCUGUGGCCAAGUCUUUGCGCGUAUGUCGCCCGACGAGAAGCACGAACUUGUGGAGAAACUCCAGAGCAUUGAUUACUGUUGCGGCUUCUGUGGCGAUGGUGCCAAUGACUGUGGCGCUCUCAAAGCUGCCGACGUGGGCAUCUCGUUAUCGGAGGCUGAAGCUUCGGUUGCUGCGCCGUUUACCAGCCGUAUCUUCGACAUCUCGUGUGUACCAGAGGUGAUUCGCGAAGGAAGAGGAGCGCUUGUCACAAGUUUCAGCUGUUUCAAGUACAUGUCCUUGUACUCGGCUAUCCAGUUCACUUCUGUGAGCUUCCUCUAUGCCUCUGCGUCUAACCUUGGAGAUUUCCAGUUCCUGUUCAUCGAUUUGGCCCUCAUUCUUCCCAUCGCCAUUUUCAUGGGCUGGACCGGUCCCUACCCUGUCCUCUCCAAGAAGAGACCUACUGCUAGCUUGGUGUCGCGAAAAGUCCUCACCCCUCUACUUGGCCAAAUUGUCAUUUGUGUCUUGACUCAACUCGUUGGUUGGGAGAUUGUGCAACGCCAACCUUGGUAUCAGCCACCAGUCUUGGACAAGGAACACUCGAACUCGGAGAACUCGCAAAACACAACUCUCUUCCUGGUCUCUUGCUUCCAGUACAUACUUUCCGCCAUUGUGCUCAGUGUCGGCCCUCCUUUCAGACAGUCCAUGACACAGAACCGUAAGUCCAAAUUGCCAAGUGCAGACGAGGACAUCCACUGA
Messenger RNA from Aureobasidium vineae, 3672 nucleotides. The record is from the annotation of a GenBank genome assembly. NCBI's taxonomy places the organism in Eukaryota, Fungi, Ascomycota, Dothideomycetes, Dothideales, Saccotheciaceae.